This is a messenger RNA of Postia placenta MAD-698-R-SB12, 1032 nucleotides long. RefSeq lists its product as hypothetical. The transcript is spliced from 2 exons. The coding region runs from base 1 to 1032 and encodes 343 amino acids. The record is from RefSeq and is a predicted model, not a curated record. Lineage: Eukaryota; Fungi; Basidiomycota; Agaricomycetes; Polyporales; Adustoporiaceae.
AUGUCCUCCACCCUCCCGUUCCUCGAUCAGUUCAAUGCCCCCUCAACCGAGGGCGGAAAGAGGAUUUCGAUCUACACCCCUAAGCACACCCAUGUCGGCGACAACACUUUGCUAACGCUACUUCUCAGUAACCCCACUGAUGUCUUCAAUAAACUCAAAACCCAUCACCCCGAGGCAACCAAUGCCACUGACCACGCUGCACUAGAAGUGUAUCUCUCCGCUCGCCAUGAAUACGACGAGGCUGUCAAGGCAGCCGAUGAGGCCAUUGACCACCACAAGCAGCUCCUACGUCAACAGGACGACCACGUCCUCACCAAGCUCAUUCGACUCGACAAUCUGAAAGUUGCCCAUCGCUUUCAACCGCUCCUACCAUGCAGCAUCCGGGCGCGACACAACAAAUUCAUCCCGCGCGCCAUCCCCAACGCGUACCUACCCCUACCCGCACCCCUACCGAUGUCUGCCUUCAGGCGGCCCCCGAUCCCAUCCCCUUUCCUCCAAGCAACACCGCGGAGCACUACUAUCCCGGCUGACUGGCAACCCAACCCUGGGUGGACCCCGAAGGGAAGAUGCGGGAAAGAAGCCCCUGGACACCUGGAGCGGGAGUGCGGAACCAGGCCUAUGAAGCGACACGUAUCCGCACCACCUGAAGAACCUGCGCGACGCGUGGGGGUGGUCAUCGACAACGUGUUCCUCGAGGGAAUCAUCAACGAGGCGAAGGAGAGGAAGGAAAAAGAGAGGCAGACGAAGGCGGUACCCAUCCCCCCACCGCGCAGCGCUAACCCCGAACCCCAGGCUAGUCCCAUUGCGGGAUCCUCACGCCCCCGCCCCGAUACACCCGUCGUCUUUCGCAAAGUCGACCCCAACUGGACACCCGACACUACUCCAUGGACGUGGGACAGCUCCUGGCCGCGUCAGGAGCACCUCUCUGGUGAGGAAUGGAAGAAUGUGGGAAGGAAUGCACGCAACGAAUGGUUCGAUGAAGAGGAGGACGAUGGCGUAGACUGGGAGUUGUAUGGAGAUGGCGAGCAGUAA